GUCUUCGUGGCCCUCAUCGUGGCAUGCGUCCUUUCCCGCUUUGCGGACAAGGAUGCAAGCUGGCUCUCUCUCAUGACCAGCGUGGCUGGGGUCACUAUUGCUAUCAGCGUCGUGGCUGUCAUGCCCUAUGACGUGUGGCAGGCUGUGGCCGGCGGUGCCGGCAACCCUGACUCACUCCUACAAUCUACAUGGGCUGUGACAUACUGGACUACAGCCCUUCUGAGCUAUCUCCUGUGUCCCAUCCUAAUGGAGUUCGAAGCGUCUGGCGACUUCACGAUUGCUGCGCGCUUGCGAACCUCCAUGCGGCGCAACGCAGUCUUCUACAUUGCGUAUACCCUCAUUCUGGGAAUCCUCCUUGCCAUUCUCAUAGUGCGGGGCGAAGUACAAGGAGAUGUUCAGAGCUGGUGCAUUGCUGCAUCCAAUGCCUGGGGCCUCUUUGUCCUCACGGUCCUCAUGGGCUUCGGGUUGGUGGCCGUGCCACGGCACUUUUGGAGUUUGGCGGAUCCCUCUGCCCUCUUGCAGGAUCUCUACGUCA
Messenger RNA from Symbiodinium pilosum, 535 nucleotides. The record is from the annotation of a GenBank genome assembly. Lineage: Eukaryota; Dinophyceae; Suessiales; Symbiodiniaceae.